UUUUUUGGCUUGCUGUUGUCUAUUACCUCGCAUAUCGACCCAGAAACCCGACCCCUUCCCAGCAAACAACCCGCCGCAUAUGCAGAGCCACAAUGCGGCAGGCCAAGGUCGAUGGUUGCAAAGGUAAACAAACGGCAGGCGGUGCCGAAGGCAAAGGCACGCUGCGUGGAUCUCACAAAAGGGGGUUGGGAUCGGCACAUUUCGACAAAGAGGGAUGGGAUAAAACCAGCUGAUUUGCUGGCAGCAUGGACAAUCGGGGAUAGAUGGCAAGCAAGCCAGCUGCAUCAUGGGUUCGGCCCGAAAUACUUGCCUUGACUGACAUGAUUUUGUUCCAGAAGAGAAGCGGGAGCCGGCUUUGGCCCACUUGCGCUGCUUUUAUGGCAAUCAUUGGCGAAUGUUCUUGCGAAGCCAGCAUGCGGAAUUGGGUGGAGCAAGGGAUCGAUAACGACUGCUCGCGCGGAUUCAUUGGGCUCUCUCGACGCUUCCUGAUGCGGACUACAACCGACAUAUGGAGACAUGUGCAUGGAAACAAAGAAGCGGUACGUGCACGAGAAAACAAUGCAGGAAUAUUCAGGUACACGUUCCAAUCAGACUUGUUCUGAUGCCAUGUAGUUUUCCAUCAUGUCUAUAAAUAAUGAUUAGUGUG
Linderina pennispora is the source of this 646-nucleotide messenger RNA. RefSeq lists its product as uncharacterized. The record is from RefSeq and is a predicted model, not a curated record. Bases 264 to 602 code for a protein of 112 amino acids. Lineage: Eukaryota; Fungi; Kickxellomycota; Kickxellomycetes; Kickxellales; Kickxellaceae. The transcript has a single exon.